GGCGCCCCUUCAUAAUAAUUCAUUCAUACAUACUAUAUUUCUUUAAAAUCCCCAAAUAGUGAUUUUAAAAAUUCAGGAAAGAAAUUGUACUUGCAGAAUUUGAAAACAAUGUCAUUGCGCAGGCGAACAUUGCUCAAGGUCAUCGUCCUCGGCGACAGUGGUGUCGGUAAAACAUCAUUGAUGAAUCGAUAUGUACAUAAGAAAUUCAGUCAUCAGUAUAAGGCUACAAUUGGUGCCGAUUUUGUCACCAAGGAGCUUCAAAUUGAUGACCGACUCGUCACCCUUCAAAUAUGGGACACUGCUGGGCAAGAGAGAUUUCGGAGCCUUGGGGUUGCAUUCUAUAGAGGGGCAGAUUGUUGUGUAUUGGUGUACGAUGUUAACGUAUUGAGGUCCUUUGAUACCCUAGACAAUUGGCAUGAAUAUUUUCUCAAACAGGUUGGUGAAUUUAUUAGCUCUAUCCAUGUUUCGGAUCUAAGGCAUUUUUAUUUUUGCAGUUGUUCCAAAUGGCAUUUAUUUAUUGCAGUAGUACGUGUUUGAUAAUUUAAAGUGUAAGGGCAGUUCUUUGAUAUUGAUUUUUCAUACAGAUUGUGGAUAUUGUUUCACACACUGCAUAUUGUUUCUUUUGAUUUUCAAAGUAAGCUUAGUUUAUUGACGUUGUGAUUCUUAAAGCCAGCUUAUGAACACUGACCUUUUCAAUUUUUAACCUUACAGUUGAACCUAUCUACAGUACCCUUUUGAGAGAUUCACCAAACAUUAUCUUUUAUGCAGUUUGUAUUCUCUUUCUUUUAUUCUAUUCCACUUUCUUGAUGCUUUUGAGCAAGUUUUGAGGGUUCUGUUUUUAAGGCAUGUAUUGUGGGCAUCUCUCAUUUCAAUUGCAAUGUGUGUGUUAUGCUUAGGAGUGGCAAAAGGGCCAAGUAGUUUGUUGGCUCGUCGGCUCGGCUCGUCAGAGCUCGGCCCAUGGACGGUUCAAGCUCGUCCAGCUCGAUGAGCAAAGCCUUGCUCGGCUCUUUGAGUUCUCGAAUGGCUCGUGAGCUCGUAAAAGUUGUGAACAAAAAACUUGAAAAAAAAAAAAA
Molecule: messenger RNA, 1073 nt
Organism: Olea europaea var. sylvestris
Lineage: Eukaryota; Viridiplantae; Streptophyta; Magnoliopsida; Lamiales; Oleaceae
Product: ras-related protein Rab7-like
Exons: 4
Coding region: 109-537 (142 amino acids)
Cellular component (GO): vacuolar membrane
Molecular function (GO): GTPase activity; GTP binding
Source: RefSeq, a predicted model, not a curated record